UUCGUCUGGAAUGGAAAGUUUGCAUCGUGAAAUCAGGAAGUCUAGUAAAAGAUUUUUGUGAGAAAAAUCGCGGCUGCAAAAUAUAAAAAGCUGCAAAACCUCCUCUGGCUCUCACUGGACCUCUCAGCCAUGCGGUUGACAGCUAAAUCCAGGUCUUCUCUUUGCUCCGACAGUGGUUAACCUAACAAGUAGCUCAGUGAAAAAUGUCCUACUGGUCUGUUGGUCUUCCCCAGAACUCUGGAGACACUUCCAGCAACAUGGAGCAAAAAGGCCCUGAGGAGGAUAUGGGAGCAAAGGCGUCAUUGGUGGAGGGUACUGGGUCCAGCGCUUCACUGUUUCCUUUACCCACUUUGGAAAACAUCCAGGCAGCAUAUGAAAAGGGAAAGGAAGAUGUUGCCGGGGAGCUGAUUAAACAAGCAUGCUGUGUGGUGUGCAGUACCGGGACACCCCGCAUUGAUGGGGUACGUCUCCUGUGUCUGGCCUCUCAGCAUGGUGACCUACAGAGUGUAUGCUACCUCCUCAAAGAAGCCUGUAUCGCUGUGCCCCAGGAGCCAUCUAACAGCAACCCAGCCAUCCUAGCAGCACACUAUGGACACACAAACCUGGUCAAAGAGCUACUGGAUUCUAUACCUGGUCCAUCCCUGAGGAGAGAUUUGCUCAAUUGGAUGCUGGCCAAAUCUUGCCAGCAGGGUCACCUGGACGUAGUUCAUCUGCUGGUUCAUAGCUAUGAUGCUGAUGCCAAGGACUUUGCAAUCCACAGCGAUGAAUUUGCUGUCAUCACUGGCCAGCCGUUGUAUGCUGCUGCACAAGCAAAUAAUGAGGAGAUAGCUCUGUUCCUGCUGCAACAUGGAGCAGGAUUCUCUUCAUACACCCUAAAGGACCAUCCAGACUUCAGCAAACGUCUCCUCAGACUCAAACUUCAGGAAACCUACAAUGCAGAAGGAGAUAAGGUUGUCAGUGUGUGUUGGAGUGAUCUUCAGCUGCCUUGGUUGGAGCUGGAUUGGUUCAUGGAUGUCUCUUCACGUAUCACUCACCUGGAUCUGUCAUCCAACUGCCUGGCUGCUGUGCCCUCUGUGGUGCCCUGGGGUCUCAUCAGUCUAAGGAUUUUAGAUCUUUCUAACAAUGUACUGAAGGAGCUUCCUUUUGCAAACAACUCCCAGGAGGUCAUUUGCUCCAGUUUACAACAGGUAAAUCUCUCUGAGAACCAGCUGAACAGUUUGCCACAUGCACUUCUCCACCUCACCCGCCUCCAGAAGCUCUCUGCUACCAAGAACCAUCUCACAGUUCUGUUUGACCUCCCUAAAACCACUAACUGGAUUGGCCUUCGUAAGCUGGAGGAGCUGGAUGUGUCUGAUAACUGUCUAACCAGUCUGCCCACAGCGGUCAUGCACUGUUUGAAAUCCCUCAGUGUCCUCAAUGUGAGCAGGAACAAGCUGAGCACCUUCCCUGACCCCUGGGCUUGUCCACUGAAGCAAUGCAGAGCUUCUUCCAAUGUGAUUGAGAAUCUUCCAAACACUAUCUCCAUCUUCUGGAGGAAUCAGCUGCAAGAGGUAGACUUCUCUGACAACAGGCUGAAGGAACUUCCUUCAUAUCUCUUUGAACUGGAGGCUCUGGUCACAUUAAGAUUGUGUGGGAAUCAGAUUGCAACACUCCCAGCCCCCAGUAAAUGGAAGUGCUCUCAGCUCAGGAUGCUUGAUCUUUCCCAAAACCACCUGGGCAAGACAGAGGAGGGUCCCAAAUCGAGGAGACUGGCCUUCCUGACUACAUGGAACAGGAGGGACCCAGACCCAGUGUGCCCCAUCGAGUUCCCCAUCAUUCUGCGCGAUUCACUGGAAGUGCUUCUCUUGAAUGACAACCAGCUGGAGUGUGUUCCACAAUCCCUUUGUUGUCUGCACAGCCUCACUGAGCUCUACCUCUCCAAUAAUCCUGGAAUCCGGGAGCUUCCAGCAGAGCUUGGUCAGCUCUCAGGUCUGUGGCAGCUGGAUAUUGAAGACCUCAACAUUACUAAUGUCCCCCAGGAAGUAAGAAAAGAAGGUCCCGUAUCUGUCCUGGCUUUCCUCCGGGCACAGCUUCGGAAGGCGGAGCCUUGUAAGCUUUUGAAGAUGCUGGUGGUCGGUCCGCCGCGGCAGGGGAAGUCAGCCCUUCUCGAGACUCUGCAGACCGGCAGAGCCUCCCCCUUCACCCCAGCAGAAUGCAGCAUCUCCACCUCCACCUGGGAGCUGGACAAACCUAGUGGAGGCAAGAACAAAAAGGACUCUGUCACGUUCAGUGUGUGGGAUAUUGGCGGUCAGGCCAACAUGUCCACAGUGAACCAGUGUUUUUUUACUGAUAAGGCCCUGUAUGUGGUGAUCUGGAACCUGGCUCUGGGAGAGGAAGCUGUGGCCAGUCUGCAGACAUGGUUGCUCAACAUAGAGGCACGAGCCCCUAACUCUGCAGUAAUUGUUGUGGGAACACAUUUGGAUCUUAUCGACACCAAGUUUCGUACAGAGAGACUGGCGACACUGAGGGCCUAUGUAUUGGCACUGUGCCGAUCCCCAUCAGGUGCUCGAGCUACUGGUUACCCUGAUAUCACCUGCAAACACCUACAUGAAGUGUCCUGUAAAACCCUGGAGGGAUUAGAUGGUUUAAAGAUGCUGAUCUACCAUGUGGUUCUCUCCAUGAGGGACAGCAGCAGCUCAGCAUGUGGUGGGAAACUGCUGGGCAGACUGAUUCCCAGAAGCUACCUGGCACUUCGGGAAGCAGUGAUGGCAGAGAAGGAGAGGCGACAGGCUGAAGGAGAGGUCCAGUACCUAACUGAUGCACAGCUGAAUGGCAUCAUAGGACAGAACCCAGAAAGUGACAUCAGAGACUAUGAAGACCUACAGACUGCUAUCAGUUUCUUGAUUGAAACAGGAACCUUGCUCCACUUCCCUGACACCAGUCAUGGCCUUUGCACUCUCUACUUCCUGUGUCCUGUGUGGCUGUCAGAAUGCUUAGAGAGGAUCAUGCACCUCAAAUCCUCUCGCACUGUAGUCAGGAAUGGAGUGAUCCAAACGGAAGACCUCAGGAUGCUUUUGGUUGGAACAGGGUUCACGCAGCAGACGGAGGAACAAUAUUUCCAGUUUCUGGCCAAGUUUGAGAUUGCUCUACCCGUGGCCAACAACAGAUAUCUGCUGCCCCACCUACUUCCCCCCAAACCAGCCCUGGACAUCCAUGGCUUCCGCCAGCAGACUUACAAACACCCUUCAACGUCUUUUCAAGAUGAGCUUGUUCCUGCUGGAUUUGGGGAGCGUUUUAUUGCCAGAAUGCUUAUAAGCCUCACAGAGAUAGAUAUGCAGUCAUUUGAAAACAAAAUAAAAAGCACCAAGAGCCAGCAGAGAAGGAAUUCUGUGAUCUACAGCUUUGCUGGAAUCCAGCAGAGGAGCCGCUGUAGCACCUUUAGAGUCCAACGCAACCAGACCAUCUACUGGAAGGAGGGGCUGCUGGUCACUUUUGUUGGAGGUUACCUCAGUGUGGAGUCAUCAGAUGUCAACUGGAAGCGAAAGAAGAGUGGAGGCAUCAAGAUUAUCUGUCAAUCAGAAAUUAGGGAUUUCUCUGCUAUGGCAUUCAUCACAGAUCAAGUCAACUCUCUAAUCGAGCAGUGGUUCCCAGCUUUAACUGCCAGUGAGAGUGAUGGGAGUCUCCUUAUAGAGCAAUAUGCCCCCUGUUCCCUCUGCGCCUCCCUGAGCAAAAAGAAAGAGGUUGAGUUCCCAGCCAGCCAACACAGCAAGGAUGGAGACAGAGGAAAACAUGAAGAUGGUGAAGGAAAAGAAGCAGGGGUCCAUUAUUUUAAUAUGGAGGACUGUGUCCUGGCUGCAGUGGAGAAGGAGCACAUCAUGUGUCCUCAGCACCCUGAUCAGCCAGUUCCUCUUCAAGAGUUGGUCCCAGAACUCUUCAUGACUGACUUCCCUGCACGGCUCUUUUUGGAGAAGUCCCAGCUGGAGUACUCUGAGGAGGAAAAUCAAAUCCUUGGCCAGGGUGGCAGUGGGACCAUUAUCUACCGAGCCCAAUACAGGAACCAGCCAGUGGCUAUCAAACGCUUCCACUUUAAGAAGUGUCAACAAAAGGCAAUCAACAGUGACACAGACACCAUGGUGAAACACCUCCAGUCGGCAAAUGCUUAUAGGAGUUUCUCUGAAUUUCGCCAGGAGUCCAGUAUGUUGCGCUGUCUCCAGCAUCCCUGCAUCGUCUCUCUAGUGGGCAUCAGCAUUCAUCCACUUUGCUUCGCCCUGCAGCUGGCCCCACUGGGUAGUCUCAACACAGUGCUGGAGGAAAAGCAAAGAGGCUCAAAGUACAUGCCCCUUGGCCACAUGUUAACCUUCAAAGUAGCCUAUCAGAUUGCAGCAGGACUGGCAUACCUUCACAGAAAGAACAUCAUCUUCUGUGACCUCAAAUCUGACAACAUUCUGGUGUGGUCUCUGGAGGUUCAAGAUACAGUCAACGUUAAACUGUCUGACUAUGGCAUUUCACGACAAUCCUUCCAUGAGGGCGCUUUGGGAGUUGAAGGCACACCAGGCUACCAGGCUCCUGAGAUCCGACCGGGCAUUGUGUAUGAUGAAAAGGUGGACAUGUUCUCCUAUGGUAUGGUGCUGUAUGAGCUGCUGUCUGGGAGGAGGCCAGCACUGGGACACCACCAACUUCAGAUAGCAAAGAAGCUCUCCAAAGGUAUUCGGCCCGUGUUGGGCAGUCCACAAGAGGUGCAGUUCUACUGCUUGCAUAGCAUGCUGACUGAAUGCUGGGAUACUAAGCCUGAGAAGAGGCCAGUGGCAAUGCUGUGUGUGAGGCAGAUGCAGGAGCCUAGCUUCCCCUGCCUCAGGUACAUAUUGUCCUGUGACAGCAACUCUCAGCUCUUCCUGUCCCAGCUGCAGGGAUACAGCGCUGUGUUCUGGAAUGACGACCAGGAGGACAGGAACUAUAGUGUGGUGAAUGUGAACAAGGGUCAGGUGGAGGUGAAGAGGAUGUCCUGUCCAGGCAGUAGGAUUAGCUGCCAGAUGAAGAUGGGAAACACUCUGUGGAUGGCCACUGAGGAACAGGAGGUGUUCAUCUACAGUCUGAAGGACAUGUGUCCACUCAGUCAACCCCAGAAACAGUUCUCCUGUCCAGCCAUCAUCACCUGUUUAUUCCCUGUUCCAGCAAGAGACCAGAGCCUGGCCAAAGUGUUUGUGGGGAUGUCGGAUGGCCUGGUGGUGGUGUACAAUGUGGCAGAGGACCUUCCACUAGAAGGAGAGACCUACCUGUGCUCCCACACCCUAAAUAAGACAGAGUUUGGUCUGAAGGACUCAGAUCCCAGACAGAGACCAUAUCCCGUCAGAAGUAUGGCUCUCGUCAGCAGUGGCUCGCAGUUAUGGUUCUCCAAUGGUCCGGGCCUGCUGGUCAUAGACUGUCUGAGUCUUCAGGCAGUUCGAAGGCUGGACCCCUAUGACCCGCCAUCUUCUAUCAUAUCUUUGGAAACCAGCCUCAGUCUGUGGGGAGAGGAAGCAGUAUGGACCUUGGAUGACCACAUGAACACCCUCUUGCUCUACCAUGCUGCCUCCUACGAACUCUGUGCCAAGUACUGCUGCAGGGACAGCAGUCCUCUACGGGACGUCUUCACCGUGCAGCGUCCCACAGGGCUAACGCCGAUGGCAACCACUAAUCUCAAAUCCACACACCAAAAAGAGAAGCCAGAGUGGUCUAAUGGAGAAGUGACAGUGAUCUUCAGUCAGGAGGCAGGUACUCAGAUGAUCCAGCAUCAGGAUUCACUGACAGACUACUGCUCAAUAUCAUCCACUUGUUCCUUGGAGCUAGCAGAGACGGAGUCUUCAAGCCCCAUAGACCACAGCUUACUUGGCAAUUGCAGUGGUGUGUUACAGCCUGCAGACCUGGAGGAGACAAUGAGGGACCAAGACCAACAGCCAUCCUCCACUUGUGAGCUUGGUUUGGAAUCUGCAGAAACCACGAACCUCACUGCACCUCACUUACAAGCUUUCACUGUGCUGGCAGUGAAUGGAACUCUGUGGAUCCCCAGACGUGGAGGUGAUGUGAUGGUCAUCGAACUACAGUCACAUGCUAAUCAGCUAAGGGGCCGCGUCAUUGCUGUCCUCAGUCCACCUGAAUGUUCCUCACUGGGAAUCCUGAAGGAAGCAGCGCUAGUGGCACAGGACACAGUUGUAUGUGGCUUUCAGAAGGAAAACAUGGAGUGGUGCCUGUGUGUCUGGAGGGCAUGGGGCUGCUCAGAGCUGGAAGUCUUCUACCAGUCCUACGAGGAGCUGGGCCGCUUCGAGGCCAGUGUGAGGAAAAGAAGGUAGCUGUUGUGCUGCAACAGCAAGGUGCAGAAUCAGAGCUCUGUACGGCAGCUGAGCCAAGAGGAAUACACACUGACCAGUGUUCAGAGUAGGGAGCUGCUGAACACUGAUGUUAGGGGGAGAGCCCCCUCACUGGAGACCCCCUCUCCCUCACUGUGAGGGGGUCAAGUGAGCUUGAAGCUGAGCACCAUUAUAUACCUCAGUAUAAUCAUAACUUAAGAGCUGAAAAAUGGCUAGCCUGCUAGUAGACAAGAAAAGCCAAAAAGCUGAAUCACAGAACAAAUGUGUGUGCUUUAAUGAUUGACUUUACUUUAGCAGUUAUCACCCAGUCACUGUGACUGGGAUUCAGUUCAAGAUGUGGUGAGCAGUUUGAGACUGAUUGCGCUCUUUCUUCCAUUCUGGUGGUGAGAGUACCGAGACGUUCUGAAAGGUGAAACAUUAAAUGAAAAAAUGAUUUAAGACACAGCUGCUGUUUCCAGCACAAUGUUGCUAUAAGCUGUGUUAGAAACACACAGGAGGUGGUAAAUGGGUUUACAAAGUGUAUAUUUGCAGAUUUUUUUUUAACAGUACCAUGAAAAUCUGCAUGUAAGCUGCAGCUCCUGUAAGCAGCAAACUAACAUCUGUGAUCAGUGCAACAUUAUGUAACAGUUCAGUUAUUCUCAGUCUUUCCCAUGAAAACCUUUUUAUCAUCUUUUUACACAUAAAAACCAUUUUUUUUUUCCUGUAAGCUCAAUUUUUGCUUUGGACUGUUUGGUCCUUGUUGCUUCUCUUCCAUUUAAAAUAUCAGAAAAGAUUCAAUAUGUUCAACAUUUUAUCUCCUUAAUCAGCAGUAGUUUUUGUUUCAGCCUCCCCUCUAAUGCACAAAGGAUUCACUGGACCAACUUUCUUUUCCAGGGUGUAAAAUACUGUUGUUUUGACAAAACUGUUUCAGACAUGCCAAAAUUAGGGGUUGAGAGCUUGCAGUGUGAAAGGCCAAUUGCUUUGUUUUCACUCACAGUCCUGCUAACUCAGGUUUAGGAAAAUUUUGGUUAAAGUAAAUUUUAAAUUAAAAAUUACUACUGCAUUCAGAUGUGACAUCAUGAGGUCAUAUUUUUACCAAAUUUCCUUAUGUUGUGAGUCGGAAGUGAGAACAAGCUCAUUUGACGUGAUGCAGAAGUCAGAAGCUUCUUAGUGUUUUUUUCCAUUGCCUUUACACAAAAAUAAAAUAUUGUGCCCUGAUGUCAUCAGAACAUAAUUGUUAUCAGCAAUGGUACUAUACAUAAUUCAUAAAAACAUUUUUUGUCAUUUUAUACAAACAAUACAACAAAUAAAUAAGAAGUUUAAUUAAUUAAUUUACCAUUCAUUUACAAAGGUUAAGUGUUAAAGUGUUUUUUUGUUUGUUUGUUUUUCUGGUUUUGUGUGUUUGGAUGGCAGAAGCUACUGAGUGGGGAAAAGGAUGUUUUUGAGAGGGUUAAAAACUGUAGCACUUAAGUCAAAGUUGACGUCCGUGCUCAUUUGUCAGCCCUCAAUGUUGUAACAAAGCAAUGCAUGUAUGGGAAUAUACAAUACUGUGCAAAAGUCUUGAAUCACCCCACAUCAAUUUAUUUAUUUUCAAGGAACCAGACGUUCUUGUAUC
Molecule: messenger RNA, 7917 nt
Organism: Archocentrus centrarchus (flier cichlid)
Lineage: Eukaryota; Metazoa; Chordata; Actinopteri; Cichliformes; Cichlidae
Gene: lrrk1
Product: leucine-rich repeat kinase 1
Biological process (GO): protein phosphorylation
Cellular component (GO): cytoplasm
Molecular function (GO): protein binding; protein kinase activity; ATP binding
Source: RefSeq, a predicted model, not a curated record